Molecule: messenger RNA, 5040 nt
Organism: Gamsiella multidivaricata
Lineage: Eukaryota; Fungi; Mortierellomycota; Mortierellomycetes; Mortierellales; Mortierellaceae
Exons: 7
Coding region: 1-5040 (1679 amino acids)
Biological process (GO): Golgi to endosome transport; intracellular protein transport; receptor-mediated endocytosis
Cellular component (GO): actin cortical patch; clathrin coat of trans-Golgi network vesicle; clathrin coat of coated pit
Molecular function (GO): clathrin light chain binding; structural molecule activity
Source: RefSeq, a predicted model, not a curated record
AUGACUGAAUCACUGCCCAUCCGCUUCCAGGAGCAUGUCCAGCUUCAAAACCUGGGCAUCAACGCCGCUAGCAUCGGCUUCAGCACCCUCACUCUUGAAUCAGAUCGCUUCAUCUGUGUCCGCGAGACGACCGGCGAACAGAACUUGGUGGUUAUUGUGGACCUGACGGAUCCCACGAACGUUAUUCGUCGACCCAUCACCGCCGACUCUGCUAUUAUGAACCCUGCCAGCAAGGUUAUUGCGUUGAAAGCCGGAAGACAGCUUCAGAUUUUCAACUUGGAAAUGAAGACCAAAGUAAAGUCCCAUCUUAUGCACGACGACGUCGAAUUUUGGAAAUGGAUCUCGCUGAAGUCGCUUGCGCUGGUCACCGCCACCACGGUCUAUCACUGGUCCAUGGAAGGAGAUUCGCAACCCGUCAAGGUCUUUGACCGUCAUCCCAGCUUGAGCGGAAACCAGAUCAUCAACUACCGUGUCAAUUCGGAUGAAAAAUGGAUGCUUCUCGUUGGAAUCUCAUCUCAGGGUGGUCGUGUUGUCGGCGCCAUGCAGCUCUAUUCCAAGGAUCGUGGGGUCAGUCAACCAAUAGAGGGUCACGCUGGAGCGUUUGCGGAGCUCAAGUUGGACGGUGCAAGCUCGUCUACCAAGUUGUUCGCAUUCGCUGUCCGUACUGCCACUGGAGCCAAACUUCAUAUUGUUGAGGUGGAUCACAAGGAUGGAAACCCUGUUUAUGCUAAAAAAGCCGUUGAUGUCUACUUCCCCCCAGAGGCCACGGGCGACUUCCCAGUGGCAAUGCAGAUCAGCCACAAGUACAGUAUCAUCUUCCUGGUGACAAAGUUCGGCUUUAUCCAUCUUUACGACCUUGAGACAGGCACCUGUAUCUACAUGAACCGCAUCAGUGGUGAAACAAUCUUUGUUACUGCCGAGCAUGAAGUCACUGGCGGAGUCAUUGGGGUGAACCGCAAGGGUCAAGUCCUCUCCGUCAGCGUGGAUGAGAAUAAUCUGGUUCCUUACAUUGUCAAUACUCUCGGUAACACUGACCUCGCCCUGAAAGUCGCCUCUCGCAACGGUUUGCCUGGAGCUGAUGAUCUGUAUGUUCAGCGCUUCCAGCAACUCUUCCAGAAUGGAGACUUUGCGGAAGCCGCCAAGGUUGCUGCCACGUCCCCCAAGGGCAUUCUUCGUACACCCCAAACCAUUGAGCGAUUCAAGCACGUUCCAGUGGCUCAGGGUCAACUCUCGCCCAUUCUUCAAUACUUUGGCAUUCUCUUGGAGAAGGGCGAACUCAACAAGUACGAAUCAUUGGAACUCGCCAAACCAGUUCUGGCACAGGGACGAAAGCAGUUACUCGAGAAAUGGCUCAAGGAGGACAAGUUGGAAUGCAGCGAAGAACUCGGCGACAUUGUCAAGCAGCAUGAUCUCAACCUCGCGUUGUCGGUCUAUCUCCGCGCCAAUGUCCCCAACAAAGUCAUCGCCUGCUUCGCUGAGACAAAGCAAUACCCCAAGAUUAUCUUGUACGCAAAGAAGGUCGGUUACACCCCCGACUACGCCGUUCUGCUUCAGCACGUCAUGCGCAUGGAUCCCGACAGCGGCGCCGAAUUUGCCACCCUUCUCGCUAACAAUGAAGAUGGGCCUCUAGUUGACUUGGAGAAGGUCGUCGAUGUCUUCAUGUCUCAGAACAUGAUCCAGCAAGCCACAGCCUUCCUCCUGGAGGCCCUCAAGGAUAACUUGCCUCAGCACGCUCACCUUCAGACCCGCCUGCUCGAGAUGAACCUGAUGCAUGCUCCUCAGGUCGCAGAUGCCAUCUUGGGCAACGAAAUGUUCACUCACUACGAUCGCGCCUCGAUCGCCACGAUGUGCGAGAAAGCGGGACUUUACCAGCGGGCACUGGAGCACUACACGGACAUUGCAGACAUCAAGCGCGUCUUGGUCCACACGCACCUGUUAACUCCCGAUUGGGUCGUCGUUUAUUUUGGCCGCCUCUCUGUCGAGAACUCAUUGGAGUGCUUGCGCGAGAUGUUGAACGUCAACAUGAGACAGAACCUGCAGAUUGUCGUCCAGGUUGCCACCAAGUAUUCUGACCAGCUCGGUGCGUCUAAAUUGAUUGAGCUGUUUGAGUCUUACAGGACAUUCGAGGGCCUCUACCACUAUUUGGGUUCCAUCGUCAACAUGAGCCAGGACCCGGAGGUCAUCUACAAGUACAUUGAGGCAGCCUGCAAGACCGGGCAGGUCAAGGAAGUCGAACGCAUCUGUCGCGAGAGCAAUUACUACAACCCCGAGAAGGUCAAAAACUUUCUCAAGGAUGCGAAAUUGUCGGACCAGCUUCCUUUGAUCAUUGUCUGCGACCGAUUUGACUUUGUCCACGACUUGGUCCUUUACCUGUACCAGAACAAUCUCUCCCAGUACAUCGAGACGUAUGUGCAGAAGGUCAAUCCUUCGAGAACCCCCGCGGUCGUCGGAGCCCUCCUGGACGUUGGCUGUGAUGAGAACGUGAUCAAGAGCCUGCUGCUGUCUGUUCGCAGUGACAUGCCUGUCGCAGAACUGGUGGAUCAGACGGAGAAGCGCAACCGUUUGAAACUCAUCUUGCCCUGGCUGGAGGCCAAGGUCAACGAGGGUAGCCAGGAUCCUGAAGUCUACAAUGCCAUUGCAAAGAUCUACAUUGACAGCAACAACAACCCGGAGCCCUUCCUCAGGAGCAACGCCUUCUACGACUCUCGAACCAUCGGAAAGUACUGCGAGAAGCGCGACCCCUAUCUUGCGUUCAUCGCGUAUGAAAGAGGCCAAUGCGACAUCGAGUUGGUCGAGAUCACGAACAACAACUCGAUGUUUAAGCACCAGGCUCGCUACCUUGUCAAGCGUCGUGAUGCCGGUCUAUGGGCCCAUGUCUUGAGCAACGACAAUCCUAGCAGACGUUCUCUGAUUGAUCAGGUCGUCGCCACCGCCCUUCCUGAGACCCAGGACCCCGAGGAUGUCUCGAUCACGGUCAAGGCCUUCAUGGCUGCUUACUUGCCUAACGAGCUGAUCGAACUGCUGGAGAAGAUCAUACUUGAGAGCUCCGCGUUCAGCGACAACCGCAACCUCCAGAACCUCUUGAUUUUGACUGCCAUCCAGGCUGACAAGUCCAAGGUCUUGGAUUACAUCAACCGCCUCGAAAACUUUGAUGCCCCCGACAUUGCUGAGCACGCCAUCCGCAAUGGCCUUUAUGAGGAGGCGUUUAUCAUCUACGAGAAACACAACGUUCACGCCAGCGCUAUCAAUGUCCUUAUUGAGCAUAUUGGCAGCAUUGACCGCGCCUAUGAGUAUGCAGAGAAGACGGACACGCCCGAGGUCUGGAGCCGUCUCGGUAAGGCUCAGUUGGAUGGCAUGCGUAUCAAGGAGGCUAUUGACUCUUACAUCCGCGCCAACGAUCCCACCAACCAUGUCGAGGUUAUCCAGCUUGCCUCGCGUGCUGACAAGUACGAGGAUUUGGUCCGGUACCUCCAGAUGGCCCACGCGCAGUCUCGUGAGCCCUAUAUCGAGAGUGAGCUUCUUUUCGCCUAUGCCAAGACGGGCCGUAUUGCCGACAUGGAGCAGAUCCUCAACGGCCCCAAUGUUGCUCAGGUUCAAGUUAUCGGUGACCGCUGCUACGAGGAGAAGAUGUAUGGUCCAGCCAAGAUUCUUUAUCAGAGCAUCUCGAACUGGGCUCGACUGUCCACGACCUUGGUUCACUUGGGAGAGUACCAAGCUGCUGUUGAUGGUGCCCGCAAAGCCAACAGCACCAAGGUCUGGAAGGACGUCAACGCUGCCUGUAUUGAGCACAAGGAGUUCCGCUUGGCCCAGGUGUGUGGUUUGUCACUGGUGGUCCAUCCUGAGGAGCUGGAGGAGUUGAUCCGCUUGUACGAGCAUCAGGGCUACUUUGAUGAACUGAUGGCGCUGUUGGAGGCCGGCUUGGGUCUGGAGCGCGCACAUAUGGGCAUGUUCACGGAGUUGGCGAUCCUUUAUGCACGCUACCGUCCCGAGCGCAUGAUGGAGCACCUCAAGAUCUUUUGGUCGCGCAUCAACAUCCCCAAGGUCAUCACGGCAUGCGAGCAGGCCCAUCUCUGGACUGAACUCGUUUUCCUGUAUGUCCACUACGACGAGUACGACAAUGCUGCCAUCACCAUGAUGAAGCACUCCCCCGACGCUUGGGAGCAUGGUGCAUUCAAGGAGGUUAUUGUCAAGGUCUCGAACCUCGAGAUUUAUUAUAAGGCACUUCGUUUCUACUUGGAUGAGCAACCCAUGCUGUUGAACGACCUCCUCGCUGUUCUUAUUCCCAGGAUCGACCAUAACCGUGUCAUCCAGAUGUUCCAGAAGUCGGAUAACAUGCCGCUGAUCAAGGGCUAUUUGGUAUCGGUCCAGUCGGUGAACAACCUCGCAGUCAACACUGCAUAUCAUGACCUUUUGAUCGAGGAGGAGGAUUACGAACGUCUCCGCAAGUCGGUCGAUACGAACACCAACUUUGACAAUAUUGCACUCGCCAACCGAUUGGAAGGUCAUGAGCUGCUGGAGUUCAGGAGGAUUGCAGCCCAUCUGUACAAGCGCAACAAGAAGUGGCGCCAGUCGAUGACGCUUUCGAAGCAGGACCGCCUCUACAAGGACGCUAUGGAGACUGCUGCGGACUCGAGGGAUACUGCAGUGGCAGAGGAAUUAUUGCAGUACUUUGUGGAGAGUGGUAACAAGGAGUGCUUUGCUGCAUGCUUGUAUAUCUGCUAUGACCUUGCCCGUCCCGAUGUGGUGCUGGAGCUCGCGUGGAGACAUGGGCUGACGGACUUUGCGAUGCCGUACAUGGUUCAGUUCAUGCGGGAAUACGUCAAUAAGGUGGACAAGUUGGAGAAGGCGCACGAGGAGCGCGCACAGAAGGAGAGCAAAGAACGCUCGUCUGAGACACCAAUUCUCGGACCAGGCGGAUUGGGCAAUACGAUGAUGAUUACUGCUGGGCCUGGGAUGAUGAUGCCUCAGCAGACGGGAAUGGUCCCACCGCAACAGACGGGGAUGAGCAUGGGAUAUGGCCAGAAUAGCUUUGGCUUCUAA